ACUUUGACCCGAAGACGAACGCUUCUCCUCUCCCUCCAGACCCCGCCUGCUGUGAAGAUGGCGCUCUACAGGGCGAGCUGGGCUCGGGCUGCUUUGCGGGGUUCGGCGGUCAACCCUGGAUCCUUUGUCACCCGGGAGCUGCAAUUUGGUCGCUCUGUCCUGGCUUGGGGCCCCCCUCGGACUUCGAAGCUUCACUUUUCUCCAAAGGCAGAUGUGAAGAACUUCUACUCUUAUGUGGUCAACAAGACGAAAGUGAUUAAUGGGAAAUACCAUCGUUUCUUGGGUCGUCAUUUCCCCCGCUUCUAUGUUCUGUACACAAUCUUCCUGAAAGGAUUGCGGAUGUUUUGGACUGAUGCCAAAAAGGCUAGAAGAAUAAAGAGACAUAUGUGGAGGCACAAUAUAAAGUUUCAUCAACUUCCGUACCGGGAGAUGGAGCAUUUGAGACAGUUCCGUCGAGAUGUCACCAAGUGUCUUUUCUUAGGUAUCGUUUCCAUUCCACCCUUUGCCAACUACCUGGUCUUCUUGCUAAUGUACCUGUUUCCCAGGCAACUACUGAUCCAGCAUUUUUGGACCCCUAAACAACAAAUUGAAUUCCUAGAUAUCUAUCAUGCUCUCCGGAAGCAGUCCCACUCAGAAAUCCUUAGUUAUAUAGAAAGGGUCGUCCCUCUCAUUUCUGAUACAGAACUUCAGUGGCAUCUGUCACAAAUUUGCACCAAGAUACAAUGUGGUACCCACCCAGCAAAACAUGAUAUCCUGGUGCUAAGAAAGUGUUUCUCUAACCAUCCUCUGGGUAUGAACCACCUCCGGACCGCGCACCUGAAAGCCUUGAGCCGGGCCAUGCUUCUCACACCUUACCUGCCUUCUACCUUGUUGAGACGUCGAUUGAAGACUCAGACCGUUGUGAUUCAUCAACUAGACAAGGCUUUGGCAAAGCUAGGGAUUGGCCAGCUAACUGCUCGAGAAGUAAAAUCCGCUUGUUACCUUCGUGGCCUGAAUUCUACCUACGUUGCUGAAGACAGAUGUCGCACUUGGCUGGGAGAAUGGCUGCAGAUUUCCUGCAGCUUGAAAGAAGCUGAGCUGUCCCUCUUGCUGCACAACGUGGUCCUGCUUUCCACCAACUACCUUGGGACAAGGCGCUGAGUGAAUCGUGAAGUGGAUGGUAUUAUCCUGCAGUCACAUAAUAUAGCAGUGUGGGGCCAAACAGCACUUGUCAGCAGAGAGUCUGUGUGCACUGUUUACAUGUGUGGGAGGCAGAGGAGCAGGCGCCAUGGGCUUCACAGAAUGCUACCCACGUGGGAACUACAGACAUUCCCCUCACCCUCUUGCCAGGGGGCCCAUGAGAGGUAUCAUCUUCUCUCCCUCGUAGUUAGCUAGAGCUGGCAGCAGCCUCUGUACAGGGCUUCUACCGUGAUGUGUUAAGUUCAGGUCCCAGGAAGUCAGCUUGUGCCGCAGGUGGGAGUCCUCAUUUGGCCUAGGACUCAACCACUGCCGUUUUGUUAAUAUGGGGUUUUUCGGUUACAAGGUCUGUGGCUGGAGGGGAGGACAGCACUGCUUGGUCUGGAGCAUUUGCAUCCAGUGUGUAUUUCAGUGCUCCCUCAGUCCCUUCCGAAAGGACCAAAAAUAUGAAGUUUGAUUGUUGUUACUGUUGUUCUUACUGGCAUGAGCUAAUCUCUUCCUUUCCUUUUCAAAUCCCUUGAACAUCUUGACUUUUUUUUUUGAAUGAAUAACUCAUGGGAACAUUUUAAUGGCAAAGAUAAAAGGAAGUACAAGUGGUUCUUGACCCCCUUUCCCCAGUUUAUAUCCUUGACCCUCCAUUGUCUUAAUUUCUGGGCUGUAGUACAGUCCCUGUGGGUCUUAAAACUCUUUUGCUACCUCCACUGUGUUGCAGUGACCCAACUGUAACUGACAGUGGCUGCCUUCUUUGGGCAGUUGAUCAACCCUGGAAGGUACUAAUUACUGCCCAGUCUGGGGAGACCUGAAGAGAUCUGCAUUAAGUUAGUAAGUUGGGUUUAGCUUUUGUGUGUGCAUCAGUGACCUAUAGUUCUGUAAAUUAUUGUAAAUGCAUGAAGCAUUGUUUUUAAACCCAAGUAAAGACUGCCUGAAACCAGUUGAUGGAAA
Messenger RNA from Otolemur garnettii (small-eared galago), 2118 nucleotides. It is a transcript of the gene LETMD1, whose product is annotated as LETM1 domain containing 1. Bases 58 to 1140 code for a protein of 360 amino acids. Gene Ontology annotation, molecular function: ribosome binding. NCBI's taxonomy places the organism in Eukaryota, Metazoa, Chordata, Mammalia, Primates, Galagidae. The record is from RefSeq and is a predicted model, not a curated record. Gene Ontology annotation, biological process: intracellular monoatomic cation homeostasis. The transcript has 9 exons. Gene Ontology annotation, cellular component: mitochondrial inner membrane.